GUAAAAAGGGAAUUAUUCUUAUAUGUGGACUGGGGGAAAAGAAAGGGAAGUGAGUCAGUAGAAAAUGACAAUGACCUUAAAAAGAAGGGGGGAAUAAUAAAUUUAAAUAUUGUAAAAGAGUAGUUGAGUAGACUGCAUUUCUUUUAUUCUUCUCUUUUCAUCUAUCUAUCUUCUUACUACAUCUAUCUAGCUUCUUAAAUUAGCUCCAGUGGUAUUUGUUGUCUAACAAUUCAAUCAUUACUAAAAGUGAAGGAAGGCUAUAUAAUGAUGAUAAAAAUCAAGCCUUUGUUCCUUGAAUCUUCUGUAACUGCUUUCUCUUGGAGGAGAUGGAGAUGCCCAAGAGGCAAAUACAAGUUCCCUGACACUCCUUUCAAAUAUUGAAAGUUUUAUUUGACAAAGAAAAUACAUUUAUCUAAACAUCUGCUUUGCUAUUGAAUGAGCGUUUACUGAUUUGUUCCAUAACUUACACCAUUAUAAUUGAUUAAAAAAAAACAAAAUAAACAAAGCAAAAUUCUUCCAGGAGUUUAAGAUUCAACAGAAAAAGGAAUGUGUCUUUACAAUGACUUCUCUCUUUCAGCUAGAGACAAAGUACAUAUUGGGCAUCCAGCAGCAAAUGUUUGUUGAAAUUUGAUAAUAUAUUCUGGGAACAACAAUUAUUACUGUGACUAUUAUUGUCAUUAUUUUCACCCUAUUUGAAAACUGUAGAAGUUACUUAUUUUAAUUUCAUAUACUAACUUCAGUUUCUGAGGGGAAUCAUUUGAGGCUGUCAGGAUAUAAACAUAUAAAGAUAUCUUUACAAUUUUCUAGAGUAAGGGACCAUAUUUCUUUAGCCUCCACCACAAAAUAAGAUUACUCUCUACAUUUUGGGAAAUGAGGGUGGACAUGGGUGUGGAAGUAAGGCCCUAGAGAUGGAGAAUUUGUUUCAGUAAAACAACCAUACAAUGAAACUAUUACACACUUGCUAGGAUUAGCUGCCCAUUAUGUAGAUUGAACAAAGGGAGAAUAAAAAAUUCUGCCUUCUGAAUGUCAUCAAGUGUCCAGUUAAGUUGAAAGUGCUGUAACUCUUCUGGGAUCUGAUCCAAAAGUCAAGAGAGAACCAUUAGAAGGUUUUGGGGGGAGGAGGUUGGGAAAGGUGUGUGUUGUGUCUAUGUCUGACUGUGAUGUGCGCCCAGGAAGAGGUAACCUUUUUUAGCAGAUGCACCUCUGGCAGUCUGCAUGACUGGUGGGCGUGUGAGGGGGGAGCAGCAGCAGAAUGCCAUCUGCCACAACGGAGCCGCGGGGGCACCUGAUUUAUGCACACAGAAGAGAGCACACCUGAUUUAGGAAAGGGGCCACUUUGGCACACAGAAGAGCGCAGCGGGAAGGCAGCUUAUUUGGAGCCGAAGCGGAGGGGAGGGGGAAGGAUGGCUGCCUGGGCAGAAGGUAUUCCCACUUUCCAGGCUGGGGUCAGCGGCCAGCAGUCCGCGUGCCCUGGCGCCUGGAUGUGUAUGUAUGGGGGGCGGGGGAAAGGGGAUCGGAGAAGAGAGACUGCUUCAGCCUCAAUGUCUGCUAGGGCGCCCGGGAGGGAGCUGGAUGCGAAUUUGCUGGAUGCGAGCAGCAGGCGGCAGCCUUGGCCUUGCCUUGAAGAGGCCUGCGGAGCCGGGUGAUGUCAGUAGUGGUUGGGCUGGCAGCAGUCUGUACUUCCUGUAUAAAGGAAGGCUCGUCUGCAAACACCACUAGCCAGUCCCAGCUUCUUUUGACGGAGCAGUCGCCGCCACCAAAGAAGCAGCAGCAGCAGCAGCAGGAUUGUCAAAUUCGGGAGCCAGCUGUCCCCCACUCCCUGGCUAAUCCCUUCCUCUUCCCGGGAUCCUGGCUUGACAUCUCCGGACCCAGGAGCUGCAUGAGUGUGCGUGCAAAACAGCGGAAGAAUGGCAGUCCUCAAACUCACCGACCAGCCCCCACUGGUCCAAGCAAUUUUCAGUGGUGAUCCAGAAGAGAUACGAAUGUUGAUCUACAAAACGGAAGAUGUGAAUGCUCUGGAUACUGAGAAGCGGACCCCACUUCAUGUUGCAGCUUUUCUGGGAGAUGCAGAGAUCAUUGAACUCCUAAUUCUUUCAGGGGCUCGUGUAAAUGCCAAGGACAAUAUGUGGCUGACCCCACUCCACCGUGCUGUUGCCUCUCGGAGUGAAGAAGCUGUUCAAGUAUUGAUUAAGCACUCAGCUGAUGUCAAUGCUCGGGACAAGAACUGGCAGACUCCUCUCCAUGUAGCUGCUGCAAAUAAGGCUGUUAAGUGUGCAGAAGUCAUCAUCCCACUGCUAAACAGUGUCAAUGUCUCUGACAGAGGAGGGCGGACAGCCUUACACCAUGCAGCUCUGAAUGGUCAUGUGGAGAUGGUCAAUUUGCUCUUGGCUAAAGGAGCAAACAUCAAUGCAUUUGACAAGAAGGAUAGGAGAGCUCUUCACUGGGCAGCAUAUAUGGGCCACCUAGAAGUGGUAGCACUGCUUAUUAACCAUGGUGCAGAAGUCACCUGCAAGGACAAGAAAGGUUACACCCCACUGCAUGCUGCAGCCUCCAAUGGACAAGUAAAUGUGGUUAAACACCUCCUCAAUCUAGGGGUGGAGAUUGAUGAAAUCAAUGUCUAUGGAAACACAGCACUUCACAUCGCCUGUUAUAAUGGACAAGACGCUGUAGUCAAUGAACUGAUUGAUUAUGGUGCCAAUGUGAACCAGCCUAAUACCAGCGGAUUCACCCCUCUGCACUUUGCUGCUGCUUCUACUCACGGUGCUCUCUGCCUUGAACUGUUAGUGAACAAUGGGGCAGAUGUGAAUGUCCAGAGUAAGGAUGGAAAGAGUCCACUGCACAUGACAGCUGUCCAUGGAAGGUUCACACGAUCACAAACACUCAUUCAAAAUGGAGGUGAAAUUGAUUGUGUGGAUAAGGAUGGCAACACCCCUCUCCAUGUGGCUGCAAGAUAUGGUCAUGAGCUUUUGAUUAACACCUUAAUAACCAGCGGAGCUGACACAGCCAAAUGCGGUAUCCACAGUAUGUUCCCCUUACAUUUAGCAGCACUGAAUGCUCACUCUGACUGCUGCAGAAAGUUGUUGUCUUCAGGACAAAAGUAUAGCAUAGUGUCCUUGUUUAGUAAUGAGCACGUGCUGUCUGCAGGCUUUGAAAUAGACACACCAGAUAAAUUUGGAAGAACCUGCCUUCAUGCUGCUGCCGCAGGAGGUAAUGUGGAAUGUAUAAAACUCUUGCAGAGCAGUGGAGCAGAUUUCAGUAAGAAGGAUAAAUGUGGGAGGACGCCUUUGCACUAUGCAGCUGCAAAUUGUCAUUUCCACUGUAUUGAGACAUUAGUGAACACCGGGGCCAACAUUAACGAGACAGAUGACUGGGGACGAACACCUUUACACUAUGCUGCAGCUUCAGACAUGGAUAGAAAAAGAAAGAACAUUUUGGGAAACACCCAUGAAAAUGCAGAAGAACUUGAAAGAGCCAGUGAGCUAAAGGAAAAGGAAGCUGCCUCAUGCCUGGAAUUUCUACUUCAAAAUGAUGCAAACCCAUCAAUUCGGGACAAGGAAGGUUACAACACUGUACAUUAUGCUGCAGCCUAUGGCCACCGGCAAUGUUUGGAAUUGAUUGGAAGCAAAAUUCCACUGGAUAUACUUUUGGAAAGAACCAACAACAGUUUUGAGGAAUCAGACUCCAGUGCCACGAAGAGCCCACUGCACUUAGCUGCCUACAACGGCCAUCAUCAAGCCUUGGAAGUACUUCUGCAAUCCCUUGUAGACCUGGAUAUCAGGGAUGAAAAAGGCCGAACAGCUCUGGAUCUAGCAGCCUUUAAAGGACACGCAGAAUGUGUGGAGGCGCUCAUCAAUCAAGGAGCAUCCAUCUUUGUGAAAGACAAUGUUACCAAAAGGACCCCACUUCAUGCCUCUGUCAUUAAUGGUCACACACUGUGUUUACGACUGUUACUAGAAAUUGCAGACAACCCAGAAAUUGUCGAUGUGACAGAUGCCAAAGGACAAACCCCACUGAUGCUGGCUGUUGCCUAUGGACAUAUUGAUGCUGUUUCUUUGUUACUUGAAAAAGAAGCAAAUGUAGAUGCUGUUGACCUCAUGGGAUGCACAGCUUUACACAGAGGGAUCAUGACCGGACAUGAGGAAUGUGUCCAAAUGCUUCUGGAACAGGAAGUCUCCAUUCUGUGUAGGGAUUUCCGAGGAAGGACCCCCCUGCACUUUGCGGCAGCUCGUGGCCACGCCACUUGGCUGAGUGAGUUAUUGCAGAUGGCACUUUCAGAGGAAGACUGCUGUUUCAAAGAUAACCAAGGUUACACUCCAUUGCACUGGGCUUGUUACAAUGGUAAUGAAAACUGUAUAGAGGUACUUUUGGAACAAAAAUGUUUUCGCAAAUUCAAUGGUAAUCCCUUCACCCCCUUGCACUGUGCUGUAAUUAAUGACCACGAAAAUUGUGCAUCACUGCUUAUUGGGGCCAUAGAUCCCAGCAUUGUCCAUUGUAAAGAUGACAAAGGGCGAACCCCACUUCAUGCUGCAGCUUUUGCUGAUCACGUGGAAUGCUUACAGCUUCUUUUAAGCCACAAUGCACAAGUGAAUGCUGCAGAUAAUUCAGGGAAAACACCACUCAUGAUGGCAGCUGAGAAUGGACAAGCAGGUGCUGUGGAUCUUUUGGUGAACAGUGCCAAGGCUGAUCUGACUAUAAAGGAUAAGGACUUGAACACACCCUUACAUUUGGCUUGUAGUAAAGGUCAUGAAAAAUGUGCCUUGUUAAUACUUGACAAGAUACAAGAACAGAGCCUUAUUAAUGCAACAAAUAAGACAUUGCAGACACCUCUCCAUAUUGCUGCAAGGAAUGGCUUGAAGAUGGUGGUUGAAGAGCUGCUAGCCAAGGGAGCAUGUGUCCUUGCUGUAGAUGAAAACGGUCAUACCCCAGCCCUGGCUUGCGCUCCUAACAAGGACGUGGCUGACUGCCUGGCACUCAUUUUGGCUACCAUGAUGCCUUUUUCUCCUUCCAGUACAAUGACGGCUUUCAACUUCGUUUGUUUUAAAAAAGACCAUUUGAGCAGGACACAGAUCUGCGAUGGCACCAAUCUGAGUGGCACCGUUAGCUCUUGUACUCACAAUAUAGGAUCAGAGGACGGGUACAAUGAAAAUGAUUCUGAUUCGGAAACAUUCUGACUCUGGACUUCAGAAGCUUCCACUUAAUUACUUCCAUUAGGUGGAGAAGGCGGGCAGGAAGAAUUUUUAUUCCCCAAAUUAUGUUGUAUCAGAGUGUCACACCCAAGCUUUGAGAAAAAGGGAGAGAAGGAUUUAGUAAAGUGUGCAAUGAGCUUCUAGGAGAGGAUAUGGAGUUUUUGGUGGAAAAUAUUCUCACAAAAUGUGCCCUGAUUUUUAUUUACAUCAUAUUUUCUUCCUAUUUAAAGUACUACUGUGAAAGUCUACCUCUCAUCUUAAGUAGGGAUUUUUUUUAAAAGGCAUUUUAUUAUUUCUUCUUUUGAAAUAAUGCAACAGAGUAAGGGGCUAUUAUAUCAAGGAUAUUUUUUUUUAUUAUGUCCUUGCUAUACAAUUAAUUCUCAGAAGCUUAUCAAUAUGGCUUUCUUGUACCACAGGGGAGUUUGUCCUCAAAUUUCUCCUCACUCUGAUGUUUACUUCCUCAUUACAAGCCAAAGGUAAAGUUCACCUUCAGAGAUAUUGCCUGGAUUAUUGUUGCUAGGAGAGUUUAACUAUUCACAUGUAUUCUCUUUGCCUCUCUAUCUUUGUUGGUCUGUCCCUGUCUCUCUGUUUUUCUUUCCUUUCUCUGCCUAUUCAUAUACAAAAAUACAUACAUUCAUACAUAUAUAUCAACACACAUUAAACACACAUGUCUAGAAGGCAUGUGCCAAGAAUCUUUGCCUAAUAGAUGAAUAAUGAUCUAAAAUUUGAUCCCAUUUUUAAAGUAUAAUGCAUGUAUGACAUAUACUAGAUUAUGUAAUGGAUAAUUAAUAAUUUUCAUCUGAUCCAUUCAACUGAUCUACCAUAGAAAAUUUUAGUACAUAAUUACAUGGUUCAUAAACUUUGUAAUUGUAUGCCAGUUUCAAAUGCAAUGGAAUUUUUUUCCAUUGAUUCUUCCUCAACUAAAUCAAAAUACUUUCUUUAAAAAAAUUAACUACCAGGUUGUUAAAAAUACACUAUAUUAAAAAGUUAAAUUGUCUCUUUGCUUAAGAGUAAUACAAAGCAAGAAACAGUGUAAGUCCCAAAGUGAACAUAGGCAUAAAAUGGGAAGUAGUAACAUGAGACUUGGAAAGAAAUGCCAUUUGGCAUCUACUUGAUAAAGUGGGAUCAACAUUGUGAAUACUGUAUCUGCUCCUUCUGCCAAAGCUUCUAGGUCAAAUGGACCCCGUUCCUCACCUGGGACAGAUGUGCAAAAAGAAGAAUGAGCCUUUGAAAAAAUAUAUAUAUACAUGUAUAUUUUUCACAUAUAAUAUAUGUGUGUAUAUAUCAUCAACCAACUAUACAUGAGGACCAAAAUGCUUCAGUGUCUAAAAUGGAAGAUAAUUUUUUUUCCUUCAAAAUGGAAGUGAGAAUGAUGUAGCUUUUCUAAAAAGUUAAAAUGUAAACUUUUUGACUCUUGGUUGUAUUUUACAUUUCUUAUGACACAGAUUUAUAGUUGAUGGUUUAACAUUUGUAACCAAUGUGUUGACCACAAUUUUAUUUUUUUGCCAAAUCAGAGAAAAUGUUCAUAUAUACUUUUGAUGUAAAUGUGUUUGUAUUUAUUUGAAAUGAAGCAAAAGCCCAGGAAUUUUCUCCAUACUUAUGUUUUAAUUGUUAUGUGUCUUAUCUGGUCUAACAAAGAAAAAAAAAUAGCAGGGGGAAAAACAAACAAACAAAUAAACAGUUGACUCUGGGCUAGUCAGAAUGCCUGGGGUCCCUAUCCCCAGAAUAUCCAUUGUUAAGGUUUACAGGCUAACCUCAGGUUCUUCCAUAUCUAUUAGGGGAUACAGAAUGCAGAGUCAUUCCAUUGCUCACAUCCCCUCCCACUGUAGCUUGCAGGGCAUUGUAUCUCUCAAUAAGGAAGGCCAAACUCCAGGUGAGUAUACUCUAGACUCAGUUCUUGAAAGAUGAGAAUAAAAAUGGAUGGUCAUACGUGAUCCAGAAGUGAAAGAUUUAAAAGUGAUCCUACUAACCACAAGAUUACACAUAGUCCCAAUAAAAAGAUCCUAGUAGGAAAACUAUGACAUAAAUUGCAAUGAGAGAAGUUAAAAUCACCAGUCUACGUGCUUAGUUUUCCACUUGAGCCAAGAAAAAAGAAAGAAAUAUGCCUCUGAUAUUUCUUUCUUUGUCUAGUUUAGCCCUAGAAAUUUCUAUUUUAUAAUAAUCAUGAACAUUUUUUAAAAACAGUGUUCUAUGAGAUCUAAGUAAACUAUAGAUAUUAUAUUGUGUUUUCAAUAACUGUAAAAUACCUUAAUGUUUUAGCAUCUUGGAGGAGUUAAAAAAAAAAUUGGAACUCACUUUACUCAUCAUGAAUGAGAACUUGUUCCAAGGAUUUGUAGAAUUGGUAUUAAUUUCAUUGAAAAAGUUCAAUGACAUUUUUUUCUAGAACUCUGAGGAAAAGGGAGUAUUUUCUCCUUUUUCCUCCUUAACGUUAGUACUGUAUUCCCUUUUUUGAGAAGAAUGAUUUAAAAAAAAUGUUGCUUACUAGCAAUAACUACCUUAUCUUUAUUAAAGCACUGAAAAUAAGGUGAAACCAGCUUUGAAGGAGAGCUGUAUACUGUGGUGUCUUUUUCCUAGAAGUGACUGGAAAUCUCUUUAAUGGUAUUUGGAAUGAAAUGGAGUAGCCUUUUAAACAGAAAUAAAAUGUCUUCUUUUAGAUGACUAGUGUUGAAUUUCUCUGUAGAAGAGCAAAGAGGACAGGUGAUAUUGCAGCAAACCACAGUGAUUCAAUCUAAUCUCAGUGGAAUUGUAUUUUACCUUUCUAUUCUAUUAAAUUGUGGGGAGGAUAAAGGAACAAAAUUGAAAUAUGCUUACCAGGAACUGACCAUUAAAUUUAUUUUUUCCUUUUCUUGAAUUGUUUUUGAUGACUACAAAAUUUGUUUUUAUUUAGGACAUAAGUAAAAAUUGCAUUUAAUUUUUGUAACUUCUAUGUCUACUGUCAGAAAGAAAAUCAUAUUUUGAACAAGGAUCACUAAGAAAAAACAGUUUUUUAAAAUAAAUUUUCAGAUUCCUACAUUAUGGUAUUUAUUGCUCCUACUUAAAACACUUUUUUAAGAUUGUAUUUUAACCAGAGACACAGAGAUUUUUUUGCAUUGCACAUAACUCUUCUUGUUCACCAGUGUCUGCCUAUCUUUGAUAAUAUGUUUCUAUCUAUCUCCAAAUUGCCUAAAAUCUGUUCUGAUUCUACAGUAAAUAGCUCAGGGGAUUUCUAUUUAUCACUACUAAAAGGGCACCAUAGUAUGUUUGGUACUUUAUGCAGUAAACAACUGCUUGAAUUGUUAUUUUAUUAUUAAAUUAGAGCAAGAACAUCAAAUGAAUUGCUGCAGUAGUUAUUCUUUGUACUGUUGAGAAACUUGGUUAGCUCUCUGUUGGUUUGGUUUCAGAACUUGCGUCUUUUUUGGUCUUGUAAUAUGAAGUUAGAGUGCCUUUUUAUAUUCGUGUAUUCUGAAAAUGUUUUGUGAAAUUUAUUGUAUUUUUUUCCAUUUGAGUGUUAUCAAAGCAAUAUAAUACCAGUCAGUUUUUAUUUCAAACUUUCUUUGAAUGUAUAAAGUCAUUUUCCCCAUUCCCUUUCACUUGCUUUGAAUUUAAAAUGAAUAUGCUAAAUUUCCAUAGAACUGAUGUAUGAUUUUUUUUUUGCAGUGAAUAAAAAAUGCUUUCUUCUUACAGAAACUGUAAACCAUAGAUCAGUGUUAGAGGGAGAAAGCAUUUUAAAAUAGUGACAAUCUGAGCGGUGUGUAUAAAAUGUAAUUCUAUGCGUUUCUUAUGCAGUGAUCUAAAUAUUCAAAGCCAAUAUCUUAUGUUUGGUAGUUUUGUCAACAUAUUUUAUGCUUUAGCAUGUGCAAUAUAUCUUUAAAAAGCACGAUGACACAAAUCUGGUGCCAGUGUUAUAUUUUGCAUAACAUAUUUGUAAUGGCAGAAAUUAUUGGUUGAUGGUUUCAGUGGGAUUUUGUCUGUAAUGUUUUAUUAUGUAAAUUGGAGUUGAAUGACUUCAGUAAAUGUUAUAACUGUAAAAAUGAGGAAAAAAACUUAAUGCAUUGAAUGACUGAUCCAACCUGAAUCUUCUCAAGCACAGUUUAAUAUCUUUUUCAACUACUGAAUGCUUUAUUAAUGUAAUGAAAUACGUAACUGUAAACUAUUGAAAUGCAUUCAGAUGGUUAUUUUUACAAAUAAAAACGGUACAAAUAUUGUGA
Antechinus flavipes (yellow-footed antechinus) is the source of this 9373-nucleotide messenger RNA. It is a transcript of the gene ANKRD44, whose product is annotated as ankyrin repeat domain 44. The record is from RefSeq and is a predicted model, not a curated record. Gene Ontology annotation, molecular function: protein binding. The transcript has 29 exons. The coding region runs from base 1908 to 5171 and encodes 1087 amino acids. NCBI's taxonomy places the organism in Eukaryota, Metazoa, Chordata, Mammalia, Dasyuromorphia, Dasyuridae.